CCCUUAUCCCUUCCCAAGCUAAAACCUUUCUUCACAUUUCCUUAUCAACGAUCUCCUAGAUCUUUAUCAUUUGCAUGUUACACUCGUAAGGCCUUAUAAAAGGAUUCAUGAGGCAUUUGUUUGUACAUUUGCCUUCUGCGGCGAACAUCUAGAUCGCUGUGGCUGGCCAUGGCAAGGAUGAUGUAUGGUUGUUUCAUAUUAUGGCUCGGCCUUCUUUCGCCGGCCGCCACGGUCCUCGCCACCGGCAACCUGGCCGGAAAGUAUGUGACUGCUCUGGGAGAUCCAGGCAUGAGAAGAGAUGGACUGAGGGUGGCGUUCGAAGCGUGGAACUUCUGCAAUGAGGUCGCCGAAGAGGCUCCCAAGAUGGGAAGUCCUCGGCUGGGUGACUGCUUCGACGUCUUUGUUAAGGACUCUCACAAACGUGGUUGGAAACACUGCGAACCAUGCAACCAGACGGGAGAACAUCUCUUGAUUCACAGAGUGGAUGAGGCUGACAACAGGUUGAGUGUGGGGGAUCCCUUCCCUGGGGGCUUCUCUACCACCCUCAACAACACUGACCUUUAUGCAGUGGAAAAGGAGCAGUACUUGGGUGCAAAGUGCCAGGUUAGGGACAGACCAAGCCCAUGGCAGUUCUGGAUGGUCAUGCUCAAGAAUGGAAAUUUGGACACUCUAGCAGGCCUCUGUCCUUCAAAUGGGCGCAAGGUAGGGCCAUUUCCACAUGAGAGCAGGUUCCCCUGCUUUGGCACAGGCUGCAUGAACCAACCUUUGAUGUACCACAACUACACCACCCUGAAGGGUGACAGACUAAGUGGCAGUUUCUACGGGACAUACGACCUAGAUGGUGAAAGCCAUCUUCAUGAAGAUCUGGCAACUACCAAACUUUCAUAUUAUUCAGUUACAUGGGAGAAGCAGCUUGGCAAGGGCGGGUGGAAAUUUCACCAUUUUCUUAAGACCAACAAGAAGUAUCCAUGGCUCAUGCUGUACCUUAGGGCAGAUGCACAUGAAGGUCUCUCUGGUGGGUACCAUUAUCAGACAAGAGGCAUGACGAAGAUUAUCCCAAAAUCACCAGACUUCAAAGUGAGACUGACUUUAGAUAUCAAGCAAGGUGGAGGACCCAAGAGCCAAUUCUACCUCAUGGACAUUGGAAGCUGUUGGAAGAACAACGGCCAGCCAUGUGAUGGAGACGUAACGACUGAUGUUACUCGUUACAGCGAGAUGAUACUGAAUCCAAAUACAACAGCAUGGUGCUCUCCUACUAACCUUAAUACAUGCCCGCCGUACCACACUCUCCCGAAUGGCACAAGAAUACACAGAACUGACACGUCCAACUUCCCCUAUGGCGCUUAUCACAUGUACUGCUCUCCUGGAAAUGCAGAACAUCUGGAGGAACCGUACAACUUGUGUGAUGCCUACAGCAACCCUCAACCACAGGAGCUGGUGCAGAUCCUCCCACAUCCUGCAUGGGGUGACUAUGGCUAUCCUACAAAGCCAGGUGAAGGUUGGAUCGGUGAUCCGAGAACAUGGGAACUCGAUGUUGGCAGGCUCUCUCAGGCUUUGUUCUUUUAUCAGGACCCUGGUACUCCACCAGCUAAAAGAGAAUGGCCAUCUCUUGAUGUUGGAACAGAGAUAUAUGUGAGCGAAGAAGGUGAAGUAGCAGAGUGGAUAUUGAGCGACUUCGAUGUCAUUGUCCCGAGGCCAAAACGCAGGCACUCUCUUAAACAUAGGUUCUGAUAAAUAACAUAAUAGGUUAUUUUUUAAUAUAUGCACCAAGAGUUCUUUUUUUGGUCAAUUUCGUUACAGAAUUUUAAUAGUAAGUUGCCCUCGAGUGACACAAUUUAAUGAUAGUUUUACUGGAUAUUAGUGUUCCAGUGGAACUUGUUUUCAA
Molecule: messenger RNA, 1885 nt
Organism: Nymphaea colorata (pocket water lily)
Lineage: Eukaryota; Viridiplantae; Streptophyta; Magnoliopsida; Nymphaeales; Nymphaeaceae
Exons: 4
Coding region: 169-1731 (520 amino acids)
Source: RefSeq, a predicted model, not a curated record